AUGGAAGACCAGUGUGUACAGGACAAGAUUUUUCAGUUGAUGAGCCUGGGGGCUACCAGCUUGCCAGAGAGCUUUCCUCUGUUUCCAUACAUUCAAAAGACGCUUUUGAUGAUGACGCGGCCUUGCGUGAAAUCUUGUGCUUCAGUGACCGGGUGCAACCCUCUGGAAGCUGGAGAAGCUGGAUCUCUCAUUGCCCUGUGCGUUGAGAUCCUUCUAAGCCGCGACUCAUCUCUAUCGUUGCUCCAGAUUGCAAGUGAUGUCCUUUUACUGACCUUUCAAGCCUCACCCAAAGAGGACAUGUCACGAGGGAUUAUAUCUCUUACUGGAGCAAUUCUCAACAGGAGGCUCAAGAUUUCUACCACGCGACUUGUUCUCUCUCUAUUCCACACCAUAAUUCGGAACGGUAUGCACAAAAAUCUAUUUACCAAUACAAGCACACAGGGCCUCGCAGACGAAUUUUCAUUUGAGAUGAUUAACCUUUGUAUAUUAGCUAAAUUGGCCAUGACCGACGGACACCUCGAUACAGGGAUAGUAAUCUACAAUGAGGAUCUUGAAGCCAGCGGAGUACAUAUGCACACACUUGUCUUCUUUGCUAGCUUUUUAAUGAUCUACCUGAUACCUGGCUCUGAGCUUUCGCGUACGCCGUUCUAUGUAUCCCUGACCAAAGGCUUUCCAGCAUGGAUUCCGAAGCACUUCUUGGAUGGUUUUGAGUGUGUGUCUGUGUUAGAAUUGCUUAGAGCAACCUUGUGCUUCUUUAAACAGCGCCUGUCUGAAUUCAAAACAUUCUUGACUGAGCAACCAAGGUUUGUCGGAGAGUUUGUCACUCUAGCCACUUCACUUACUUGCUCCUCUCGUGAAGCAUAUCAAGUAUUGCGUCAAAUAGUAGUAGAUAUCAUUAUAGUGCUCAUUGAGAUCGUCGAAGAAGCAGAAGACUUAACUUCUCUUAUCUGUGUUACUCUAUUUCAUUGUCUCAAUUCUCUAAUUGUUUUACCACUGUUUUCUAAGAGUGUUAUUUUUGCCAAUCUAGACUGUCCCAUCAUCCCAAAGGCUAUUGGCCACCUGGUACUCAGUGACGCUUAUAGCUGUUUAGACGAAGACAUAGCAAUGGAGCUCAGAAGACAGAAAGAAAGCCUGGUGAAGGAGAUGAGUUCCGGAUCAUCAAGAGCCGAAAGAGGGAGCAAGAUAGCAGUAGAGCGCGCAUACUUUUGUCUUUGGUCCCUUCUGCGUGUUAUUACCGGAGAAAAAUACCGGCUAUACCCUGUGUACUUGAUAAAGCUGACGUACUUACCGUCCACAUCCUUGCUUCUCUACUAUCUCCUGAACGUACUAACAAAUCUUGCCAGUGCUAAUAGUCAAGAUAUAUCUGGUCUUGCCCUUAAUUGUAUGAUUAAUCUGUAUAUGCACUGUCUUGGCGUGCUCGUGCAGGCCUCCAGCAUGACUUGUGCUUCAGCAACUAUAUUCCGGCCACAGCCACCGAGCUCUAUACUGUCUAUUCAAUCUAACAUAGUCGAGCGGUUGGAUUUUCUUGGAAAGGUGAGAGGAAUAGGGUCCUCCAUUCUAUCUUGUGGCAAGACCAUUAGAGAUGCCAAGCCCGAUGCCAUCCUAUCGGUACUCUCAGAAUGCCUAGCUGAUAGCUCUACUUCUCCUACUUCCAGGGCCCCAGCUGAACUGAUUGCCAUCCUCCCUCUUCUUGCUGGAGUUGUGCAUCCAUCAGUACCCUUUUUGUUACUCUUCUCCAAGAAAGGAUCAGCAGUCCUAGACUCUACAAUUUCUCAAGAUGACUAUUUCUAUCACGUUCUUAGUGGCGAAACGAUCCACCCGGAUAUGGACGAGCUUGAUCUAUUCCGCCUCUGCUUUAGGAAUUUCCUUUUGAGCGGCGAAGGACAGGAGAUCGAGCGUGCUAUGAUCUCCAUUUCCAAUGAUGUUGCGCGUGUCAUUGGUGAGCUUCCCAGUGACCACAAGAUCCGACUCAUUGGGCACGCACCAUCUUUGCGCAUCUUAUUGGGGUCUAUAGUGGUGUUGACGACAGAGUGCUUGUCUGAAAAGAUAGCUCUCAGUUCUAAAAUGACCAUGUCAAGAUUUGUAUCCAUUUUGAUGGGAUCUUCACAGAUCAAGGAGUAUCUAUCUGGAAACUAUCAAUUGUCGGAACAAACUAAAGGACAGCCUAUCCCCUUACACGAGGAUCUCGUUUCUAAGUUCUCUUCCAUGUAUCAACGAAUUAGAAACGCUCCUCUGGCAGUUGACAGAACUAUUUAUGAUGUACUAUCCUUACCAACAGGAAUAGCCUUGCCAUCGUCAACAUGUAUUAAGCUAGCUGAAAAAGCAAGCACUAGGACGAAAGAUGCACUUGGUCCAAAUGAGAGCGGGCAGCCAAGAUUUGUUAAUGUAUUCAAAGAUUGGUGCACAUCAUCUUCUAUGCUUCCUGGGACCAUGGACCAAUUGAUUAGCAUGACUGUUCAUCAAACCUGCUUGCAUAUGCGGACUAUGGAACAGCUGAAAAGCAUUCUUGGCCAGCAAAGAAGUAGAUUACUGGAUGGCGUCGAGACCGAUAGUAUUUCAUUGAUGGAAUAUUACUUUCAUAUCUAUCUCUUGGUGCAGGCCGCACUAACGCACUUUGUCUCCGGCGCAUUGGCUGGUACAAUAGGCUCUGGGGGCCUGGCUCUUUCAGUCGAUUACUCAUCAGGCCUUUACGCUGCAUGUCAUGCUGUCCAUACCUACUCUCUCAAGAUGCUAGCUCCGCUCUCCAAGUCAUCUACAUCCAGCAGCGCAGUGAUGUCAAGCCUGAUAGAACGCGAACUAAUCUCCUCUUCGUAUCUCUCUCGGUACUUUGCUGAUCAGUGUGAGUACUUGCGUCUUUCUGAGUACAUGUCUGCGUCAUCUCCAAACGCGUGGAUUAAGCUUAGCUCUAAGCUGCACAGCGGAGGUGCAAAUCACACCUAUGCGGCUCUCUACGGGAUCAGCAUAUGCUCCUUCAUCCAGUACAGUAAUCACGCAACAGAAAAGUGGCGAGCUAAGAACUUAAACGACGUAGUUAUGCACAUGGUACGCAUUUUAAUAAGCUUGCACGCUCUCAAUGUGAUCUCUACAUCCUUACCGGACCUGGCUGUUGAAUUAGAUAUCUAUCCCAGCAUUAAAGAUGUUAUUCUCUCCACUGGACCCUUAGCGAGCCUGCAGUCUAUUUGCAGUGUCUUCGCCUACUCUGGCGAUGCCAUUGCCAGCAAGGUUUUAAUGUGCCCCUUUGAACUAUGCAAGGAGGUUGUGGCCGCUUUUGAGACUAAAGCUGACUACUCGGUGAUCAUUCACGACGGAAUGAUUAAGCUAGUGACCAGAACAGCGGAUCUUAAGGGCCUAGACACAGAGGACUCGUCUCUUCUCAAGCACACAGCACAGAUAAGCGCCACCUAUAUGGCCUUAAUGCUCCUGGGAUCCCUUAAGUUCUAUGCCAAUAUUAUCUCCCAUCUAGCGCCUCAUGUUUUGGUCGUUUGCCUUCCAGAGGUAAUAGGUCUAGUUGAUUUGGCGUUGAAGACGGCCCAAACACACAGCACUACUAUCUCCACUUCUCUACAACCAGUACACUCAAAGCUGAAGCCAGGCCAGGGGAACUUCAAACUUGAGACGAGUGUGGUGAUUCUUUCACUUUGUAUCUAUCUUCUUCUACUCAAAAAAUUGGCAGGAGGCAUUAGGACUAGCUCAAGUUGUGUCUCUGAUUUAUCUCUCGUCUACAAGCGGUUGGAAGAGGCGGCAUAUCUAGAGGAUACUUCCAUCAAAUAUGUAUCCAAGUCUAUGAUUGCGUUGAUGGGAGCAAUAUAUGCAGAGUUGAAUAGUUUAGACAAUAGUGUAACAACUCUGCGGAACAUAACCCUGUCAUACCCUCAACUUUGUUUGACUAUUCUCCGCCGUUAUACUCCUACCGAUAUAUUCUUGUCCCUUUUGCUAGAUUGCAUAUAUGAGCUUUUGUGCUUAAAUAGCUGUCAAGAUAACAUAUUGUGCAGUAUCUUUUUGCCACAGCUGCGCUCGUUCUGCUCUACAAACCUUUUAACCCUGGCAUCUCAGCUCCAUCAGCUGUUCCGUGGUGAACCAAUAAGCUCUGAUAUCUUAAAAUCUCGACGUUCUGUCACAAUCAUGCUACCUAUAGGGAGUAAGGUGGUAACUUUGCCGCCGCUGGCUUCAUUCUUUUUCGGGGAUGUGGCGUCCCCUAAAAGCUCUGAAAAGUCCGAUGAUGAUGCAGUCAAAUCUGUUCUAUCAAGGAUAGCGACUGUCCUAUUACCGAAGAAGGCGCGUGACUCCUCUCCAGCUGUCACACAAGUUUCCAUAAAUAAAGAGACCAUCGAACGGUUGGCAAAAUUCUUGGCGACAAUUUCAUCUGCUGAAAUUUCUCAAAGUAUAGUGCUCAGAUUUCUCUCUGAACUGGGGACGGAGAGCUUCGAGACCCUAAAGACUUCUACUGCCGUGUCUUGCGAUAUCCUAUGCCUCUAUUUUUCAAUCUCUGUAUAUAACUUUUUGAGGACCACCCACGUCACAUUUGACAGCUUUUAUCUUUCCCUACCCUUAUAUUGGCUGGAAGACUCGGAUACUGCUGCCUCAAAUACUGUGACACAGUUUGCCAUCCCGCUGCUCUUGCCCAUCUUUUUGGCCACACGAGCACUUGAAGAUACAUUUAAUCCACCCUUAUGGAUGCAUAUCGCUAAUACGCUCGCAUUCUUCGCACGUGAGCUGGCAUGUUCUGACGAUUCGCGGGCCUUCUUCUUCCAACAGGUUCUUCUUCCCAUUAUUCUUCUGGCCCGAAAUACUGUUCCGUUGACCCAAUUCGAGCAGAACCUAUCACGGACCCCAGAGUUUAUUAACAAAAUUGUCAGCAUUUCAAAGGAAGUUGUGAAAGAUAUCGCCAGCACUGAGCUGAGGGUUGCUCUAGCCCGUCAGUUGUCCGUAUUGGGGCUUUGA
Molecule: messenger RNA, 4941 nt
Organism: Giardia duodenalis
Lineage: Eukaryota; Fornicata; Diplomonadida; Hexamitidae
Exons: 1
Coding region: 1-4941 (1646 amino acids)
Biological process (GO): regulation of ARF protein signal transduction
Molecular function (GO): guanyl-nucleotide exchange factor activity
Source: RefSeq, a predicted model, not a curated record